UCCCCGCUCCCCCGACCCGGCGACUCGGCGAGCCCCCCUCCCGAUUCAACACAGCAGGCAGGAAUAGGCGGCGGCGGCCCCUGGCGAGGCAGCGACGAGCAAGCAAAGGCCGGCGGCAGCCCGCACCCCACAGGUGCUACGCGGCGGCCGGCGGCUAGUCCGAGUGCUCGCCGUAUCGCUAGGCGCCUAGGUGCUCCCGGUCCGCACGCCACCAAGGGCCUCCGCCUACGCGGCGGCACACUGUGGCUGGCGCGGGUGCGCGGCUCCACCUUCGCCAGGCGCCAGCGUUAGGGCGGGCCGGCGGCCGGCGGGCGCAGCGCGGCCAGGCCUGAGUGCGGCACGGCGGUUGUUGGGCUCUGCAGGCUGUGGCUGCCGGGCUGUGCGGCACCGACAUCCGAGCAAAGCGAGACAUCAAGCAAGCAAUUGAGCCAGUGAUAGUGGGCCAACAAGAUCCAAAAAUUUGCCGUGAAAGUUUGCCAUUGCAAUUUGCGAAUACUUUUGGCGCGCCAAGAAGCUCCGGCGCAGAUCCUUAUCGAUCCGCGCCUUUUCUCCUUACUUGCCGCACGCCAAGAAUCUCCGGCGGCCAACUGCUCCGACCGUCCCGAAGUUGGAUCUCCCUCCCCGAGCCGUGCCAAGAAGCUCCGGCCGUGUACUACUCCGACCAUCACCGAGCUGUUCCUCCCUCCCCGACCCGCGCCAAGAACACCCGGUGCAGAUCAUUGUGACGUUUGAUAGGCAUGUUGUGAUGUGUUUUGCUUCUUAUGCGGUUCCAUGCUCAUGAUCCCUGGUAAAGCAUGCAUGGUUAGUAUUUACCCACUCUGCCCUUCCCCCAGGCGCGGAUGGAGCGGAAGUUCUACGAGAAGUAUACCUCGCUCAAGAAGCGGAAGCUGCUGGACGAGGGGUUGGAGCGGAAGCGGGAGGAGGAGCUCAAGGAGCUUUAUGAUGCCAUGAAGGAUUGGGUCCGCGGCCUCGAAAAAGAUAAAGAGGAGCUCAGUGAGAAGCUGGCGGACAAGGAGGAUGAGCUUGAGAAGGCCCGUCAGGAUUUCCUUGCAGAUAUUUGGGCAAGGGACAGUGAAAUUCUGAGGCUUAAGCAGCUCUUGGAUGAGAAGACCGAAAAAAACAACUCUACGGCUACUAGGUCUGUGGACCAAACACCUGAACUUGUCCAUGAAAAUCCAACUCGAAUGUCGCCUAGAAGGAAGACACCACAGUCAAACAUGAAGGCAAAGAGGGUACAGUUGAGUGAAAGUACUGUCAUUCCUCACAGUGGCCUUGAGGAGGAAUCUCAAGAGCUACAAUGCUCUAGAAGAUAUACAUGCAUCUCAGGGAACGAGACAAACGAAUGUCCCAGCGCUGAUAUGUUUCACUUGCUGCUUCAAUCUUUAGUUCGCAUGAAGGUCACAGUAGAUGAUGGAACAGAAAGAUUUUCGGUUUCAGUCUCCCAUGAAGCUACUGGUUAUAAUUUCACCCUCACAUGGUUAGAGAAACCUGGUGAAUGGUCAUAUAAGCUGUCUUCAUUGGGCACCCUGGAAAGGAUAGCCGUCAAUUGGAUGAAGCAAGACAUAAGAUUCAGCAUGAACAUGUUCCGUCUGUUCUUCGAGCGGAUAUCAAACAUCAUCACUAAAGGGUGACCGCGUGCUUCAUUAGAGCUAUAGCUACCUCAGCUUGCCUCUGGAUGUGUAAAACGAAGCUGCUGAACUUGAAGCUGCAAACCUCUGGAUGUGAAAAGAUGACCUCUGGAUGUAAAAAAGAAAUAUUGAAGUGCUAUCUUGUGGCAUAACUGUUUUGCUGUCUGUCUUCUUUAAUCGAGCUUACAAAUGGUUCAUAGGUGACAGUUGUUGCCAUGGCAUAUCCCUUCAUUAUGUCACCUAAUGUGACCGUCAGUUCAUGGUUCCAGAUGUUAAUCACUUAAUGCACAGGUUUGGCAGGAAA
Messenger RNA from Panicum hallii, 1932 nucleotides. RefSeq lists its product as uncharacterized. Gene Ontology annotation, biological process: developmental process involved in reproduction. The transcript has 10 exons. The record is from RefSeq and is a predicted model, not a curated record. The coding region runs from base 840 to 1631 and encodes 263 amino acids. NCBI's taxonomy places the organism in Eukaryota, Viridiplantae, Streptophyta, Magnoliopsida, Poales, Poaceae.